This is a messenger RNA of Morus notabilis, 1530 nucleotides long. RefSeq lists its product as uncharacterized. The transcript is spliced from 9 exons. Bases 68 to 1300 code for a protein of 410 amino acids. NCBI's taxonomy places the organism in Eukaryota, Viridiplantae, Streptophyta, Magnoliopsida, Rosales, Moraceae. The record is from RefSeq and is a predicted model, not a curated record.
GCUCCUUAUACUCCUCUCUCUCAUUCUUUUAAUGUACCUUCUUUUAAAUGUUUUGUGACAUUAGAAAAUGAGGGUAUCAGUGAAAUGCAUUGUUUUGGCCAUUUUUCUGUCUCUCUUUCUUUAUGCAAUCUAUAAUCUCACUCAACUUCAAAACCCAUUUUCUGGAUUUGGAAAAAGCUUCACCUUCACUAUUCACUUUUUCAUUUCCAAUCUCAGUUUAUAUAUUCACCAACCACUUGAUCUUUUCCCUGCCCACUUUAGAAGGAUAUUGGCUAGCUCAGAUACAGAAAACAGAACUUCACAAUCCCAGAGGCAGAGUUUCAAUAUGCUUAAAGAUUGUUCAUUUGAGGGGCCUUUGUUAGAGCAGUUCACAUUUCCUGCAAAUUCUGCUCCCUUCAACAGUUGUCAUGCUUCCACCAUCGUUGAGGUUGAUAAAGAUCAUUUUUUGGUCGCGUAUUUUGGUGGAGCUAAAGAAGGUGCACCUGAUGUGAAAAUUUGGCUACAGACAUAUAAGAAUGGCUCUUGGGAACCACCUGUUAUAGCCGAUAAAGAACCGAAUGUUCCAAUGUGGAACCCUGUGUUAUUUAAACUCCCAUCAGAUGAGCUCCUGCUGUUCUACAAAAUAGGGCAAGAGGUUCAAAAAUGGAGUGGAUGCAUGAAGCGGUCAUAUGAUAAGGGUAUUAGCUGGACAGAAAGAGAACAACUACCUCCUGGUAUAUUGGGACCGAUAAAGAAUAAGCCAAUCCUGCUGGAAAAUGGACUCUUACUUUGUGGAUCCUCUGUUGAAAGUUGGAACUCUUGGGGGUCGUGGGUUGAGGUCACUGCAGAUUCGGGUAGGACAUGGAGAAAGUAUGGCCCUAUUUAUGUCGAGAAUGAAUCUCUCAGCGUGAUUCAGCCAGUCCCUUACGAGACCAAGAAAGGAACGUUGCGCGUUUUAAUGCGUUCCUUCAAUAACAUUGGUAGAGUUUGUCUCUCGGAAUCCCAUGAUGGUGGACAGACCUGGGGUUAUGCUAAACCUACUGAACUCCCUAAUCCAAACUCAGGUAUUGAUGGGGUGAAGCUUAGAGAUGGCCGACUCUUAGUUGCUUACAAUACAAUCUCAAGAGGCGUUCUUAAAGUUGCGUUUUCUUCUGAUGAUGGAGAUUCGUGGCAUGAUGUUUUGACAUUGGAGGAGAAUCUACCAAUGGAAUUCUCGUAUCCGGCUGUUAUCCUGGCUAGUGAUGGGUCUGUCCAUAUCGUCUACACAUAUAAUAGAACACAAAUCAAGCAUGUUGUCCUUAAACCAAAUUCAUGCGGUUGAGAGUGAGCAAAGAGAAGGUAUAUUUUCUUCUUUUGUCUGUAUUAUGAAGUCCAAUGUUUAGCAAGCUAUUGUUGCAGUAGAUCGAUAAUGAAUUAUUGUCCUCCACAAUCACAUACUCUUCAUGAAUUGUAAAGCCACUUGUGCAAAAAAGUACCACCUGUAUGAUAUCUGUUUUUUUGUUGUGUUCUUAUGUCAAUAUUUACUUUGACCGUUUCCAUAUCUCUUUUCAU